Megalobrama amblycephala (Wuchang bream) is the source of this 1240-nucleotide messenger RNA. RefSeq names its product cell surface A33 antigen-like. Gene Ontology annotation, molecular function: transmembrane transporter binding; sodium channel regulator activity. Lineage: Eukaryota; Metazoa; Chordata; Actinopteri; Cypriniformes; Xenocyprididae. The transcript is spliced from 5 exons. Gene Ontology annotation, cellular component: voltage-gated sodium channel complex; membrane. Bases 233 to 883 code for a protein of 216 amino acids. Gene Ontology annotation, biological process: regulation of sodium ion transmembrane transporter activity; cardiac muscle cell action potential involved in contraction; regulation of ventricular cardiac muscle cell membrane repolarization. The record is from RefSeq and is a predicted model, not a curated record.
AGAAAAACAGUACAAAACAGCAGAAAGACGAACAGUAGGCCUAUAAUUAUUACAUAUAACAUUAAAGAACUUAAUUUGUGUCUGUAUGUUUCCGUGACUCUAUGCAUGCUUCGGUAACUGAUCAUUGUGUAAGAGUUCAUCAACUGUACUGAUAAAAUAAAAAAAAAGAGCUGACAGGAUGUGACUUGUGAAAUCUGCGUCUGAAGAGAUACAUGACCAUCACAGAAUAAACAUGGCGUAUAUAAAAAUGUGGAUAUUUUUAAACAUCCUGUCAUCUCUGCACUACUUCAUAACAGAUGUGUUUCCCUCAGCCUGUACUCCAUCAGACAGUGGUGUGACAAAGAUAACAGCUUUCUCAGGAGAGUCUGUGCUGCUGCCCUGCACUUGUACCAACACACAGGACAAGCCCAAGAGCUUCUUCUGGGAAACUAAAAGCAGGAGGGCUUCAAAAGAUGGCAUUUACAUUGAUAUAUUCAGUGUGUUUGAGCUGUACAGAAACAGAAUUACACUGUUCAAUCAGACUUCGCCAGGAAACGUCUCUCUGCUUCUGUCAGACCUGACUGAGGAUGACCAGGGGUCAUACGUCUGUUUGUUAGAAAAAACCUCCAGAUUCAUCGACGUCUUCAUUAAAAAGAGAAUUGAAAGUACACCAUUAUCUGAGACGAGUCUCAGUGUGUUGAUCUCUGUGCCGUUUCUAGUGAUAGGAGGAGCAGCUGUCAUUUACUGCAUUCACAGAGCUCACAAAAAAGCAAGAAUGGAGACCGGCAAGAUAAAUGUGGAAAAUAAUUUGGAUGAUCACAAUUCAACAUAUGGUAUUCUGCAGAGAAAAUAUGAUGCUGAGGAAAUGUAUGGAACUAUUGGCGACAGACCAAAGGACCAAUAGAAUGUGGUGAAAUUUUCAUCACUAAACCCUGUUUGCAACUCAACAUUAAAUUAUUCUGUUACGUUGUCUUUUUUACAUUUAUGCAUUUGAUAGAUGCAGAGUUUUGCCACUAGAUGUUGCUGUUGAAUGCUGUGCUUGUGUACUGUGUUCCACCGUUCAUAUUCCCUUUCCUUUUGUCAAAAUAUUCCAUCUAUACAUGAAACUGCUUUGAAACAUUACAGAUUUUAGUUUUUAGACGAUUUUUUUUUCGUUCUUUGUUUAGUGAAGAAGUACGCAGUUCUUCUAAAAGAUAUUCAUGGAUUCUGUCAGCAGAACAAGUCAAAUAAAAGCAUUUUUAAAAGGAUUUUGUCCAUUCAU